AUGCUGCUCCCUUCCAACCAAGCCCUCGCCUUCCUGGCUCACAGCUACGACUACCUCAUCCUCGGCGGUGGAACAGCCGGGCUCACAGUCGCUACCCGUCUCGCCCUCUCCUCUCCCUCCCUCAAGAUCGGAGUUCUUGAAGCCGGCCACUCGCAGCUCGACAACCCCCUCGUGUCAGUCCCGGGCUAUUAUGGCUUUGGCUUGGGCACCGAACUCGACUACAACUUCACGACCACCCCGCAGACGCACGUCAACAACCGCAAAAUCGGCAUGGCGCGCGGCAAGAUGCUCGGCGGCUCGUCCGGGCUGAACUACAUGAACUGGAACCUCGCCUCGGCAGAGGAGUACGAUUCGUGGGGCCACGGCUGGGGUUGGGGUGUCAUCUCGAAGGCUGUGAGGGCUAUUGAGGGAUACUAUCCGCCGGAAUUGGAGGCGCAAUUCGAGUUGCUGCCGAAACCGCCGGUGGUGGAGGGAGUGCAUGGGACGAAGGGUCCGGUGCAAGCGGGAUGGGCCAAGUGGUUCCCGAAGCCCACCGGGAUGUUGCUGAAGUCCCUGCAGAGCUUUGGGAUCGGGAUUAAUCCCGAUGCUAUGAGCGGAGAUAACCUGGGCGGGUAUUAUUCACUCGGCUCGGUGACUAAGGAUGGGGAGAGGAGUUAUUCUGCGUCCGCGUAUCUCGCGCCGAAUAUUGACAGGGAGAAUUUGAUCGUGCUCACCGGGGCCACAGUGGCGAAGGUAUUGCUGAAGAACAAAGUGGCGGUGGGUGUGGAGUUUGUCGACGAAGCGGGAACUACGCAUCAGGCCUUCCUGAAGAAGGGUGGGAAGAGUGAAGUGAUCCUGUCUGCUGGAUCCCUUCAGAGCCCGCAGAUUCUGGAGCUCUCGGGGAUCGGGAAGAAGAGUGUUCUGGAAGCUGCAGGAGUGCUUGCAAUAGUCCAGAACGAUCAAGUCGGAGAGAAUUUGCAGGAUCAUAUUUUCUCACCUAUAACAUGGGAAUUCACGGCCGACAACACGCCUACGAGAGACCUUCUCAGAACCUCUCCCGCGUUCCUUGCCGCCGCACAGGAAGAAUACAACGUCAAUCGCAGCGGAAUCCUAACAGGUACAACCAUGACUUUUGCCAUGCUCCCACUCGAUACCUUCCUUGCGCCCGGGGAACUAGCAACCAUCACCUCGCAAGCCCUCACCACAAACUCCACCAUCGAUCUAUAUGACACCUUUGUCCUCCCGCGGAACAACAGCGAGAGCAAGGUCGCCCAAAUAGAGUACAUUUUCGCCCCAUUCAAGAGCAGCUCCCCAGCGCCAUCCCCGGGGAAGACGUAUUUCACCAUUCUUAUUGCACUGAUGCACCCUCUCUCCCGAGGGAGCGUUCACAUCUCGUCCGCCUCAGCCUUUUCCCCGCCAGUAAUCGAUCCUCGCUUCUUCAGCGAGCUCGUCGACCGCGAAGUCCUGCUCGCGGGCGUCCGGUUCGCAGCCAAAGUCGCCGCGGCAGAACCACUCAAGAGCCAACUCCUCGGCCGCACCGAUGAAGUCCCAGACGAUCAGCUUUGGGAGGCGAUUAAAACCUCCGCCGAGACCGUGAAGCACCCUGUCGGCACGUGUGCUAUUGGUACCGUUGUGGAUGGAAAAUUGAGGGUCAAGGGCGUCAAGGGGCUGAGAGUCGUGGAUGCUAGUGUUAUCCCCCUACAGUUGUCAACCCAUACGCAGGUGACGGUUUAUGCGAUUGCGGAGCACGCGGUGAAGAUUAUUUUAGGCGCGAGGUAG
Messenger RNA from Tricharina praecox, 1758 nucleotides. RefSeq lists its product as uncharacterized. The transcript is spliced from 2 exons. The coding region runs from base 1 to 1758 and encodes 585 amino acids. Gene Ontology annotation, molecular function: oxidoreductase activity, acting on CH-OH group of donors; flavin adenine dinucleotide binding. The record is from RefSeq and is a predicted model, not a curated record. NCBI's taxonomy places the organism in Eukaryota, Fungi, Ascomycota, Pezizomycetes, Pezizales, Pyronemataceae.